This is a messenger RNA of Topomyia yanbarensis, 8152 nucleotides long. RefSeq lists its product as uncharacterized. The coding region runs from base 290 to 5707 and encodes 1805 amino acids. The record is from RefSeq and is a predicted model, not a curated record. Lineage: Eukaryota; Metazoa; Arthropoda; Insecta; Diptera; Culicidae. The transcript is spliced from 10 exons. Gene Ontology annotation, cellular component: Ino80 complex. Gene Ontology annotation, molecular function: protease binding.
UUAAAUUACAUAACCUUGCUGUCAUAUAAAAAAUCUGUACCAAUCUGUACUUUUUCACAAAAAUCUGUAAUCUGUACCGUACAGAAUCUGUACCAGAAACACUUCAAAAAUCUGUACCAUUCUAGAUAAAUCUGUACUUGUGGCAUCACUGCUGGUAGAUGAAAUUAAGAAGAGCAAGAAGCCUGUUGUCUCUUCUCUUAGAUUUGUAUCAAGUCAAGGUGAUGUUUCGUUUUUCGAGCUGCAAUUCGCUAGAGUUUGUAUAAUAUUUGGUUAAUGAAUUGACUAUGAAAUGGAUCAAAUUACGACAGAGAAAGAUAUAUCUGCUUCAGAGUGUUCUAGUAAUUCAUCGUGGGAUGAAUCAUCAACAUCCGUUUCUAGCGUUUCGUUAAAGGAUUCUUCAAGGCAAUUUGAGUCAACCAAAAUAACCACCGAAAUCAUAAAAUUACCGAAGGACUUAUGUGAAGAUCAAGCUAUUUUCAGAGAAUUUUUUUCUCUGGAUACAUGGAACUGCUUGUCCAAUCCUAUACAAAAACAUUUAUGUUCGUUUUUGCCGAUGUUCACCGGUACUAUAGAUUAUGAAAUAUUAAACACAAUCGAAGCCCUUUUUAGCAAUAAAAUCACUAGAUUUGACUAUUGUCCACUGAAGAAGCUACAAAAAGAUGUAGAAGAAUGUUAUUGUAAACCUGAAAUAGCGUUACUGCAUGCAAGUGUCUCCAAAGCUGAACGUCGUGAGCAACGCUUUCAGGAAUGCGAUAGAUUAGGAUCGUUGGCCCAUAAGGUAUAUGUUUCACGUGAAAAAGUUCUGCAGGAAGUGUACCAUAGUGCAGGAUAUCCUAUAUUAUCUCAAAUGUAUGACCCUGAAGAUUUGAUAUAUUCAACAACUGCUUUGAGAGCAAAAAAAAGAUUUUUACGAGAGAUAGCUUCUGUAACAGAACAGUUUGGCGGAAAAGAUGUAUUAUCGGACGAGGAUGCUGGUAUAUCAAAUGUUUUACCGAGAAGACAACGACGAUUGUUUGGAACACAGCAGGGAUGUAUAUCCAGUUCUGGAACAGAUAAUCGUAUAGCCAAUACUUUUGCGUACAAGGAUGAUCAUCCAACCACCGGACAUUUAAUUGGACCAAACGGAAAGUUUUUCAUUUCAGAUCACUAUUAUAGAAAUAUUUUAGUCUGUCACAAACGUCGAAAAAUUGAAGAGCCGGAUAAUCCAGAGUUAGAUUGUAAGGACAUUAAACUAAAAGACGUUGUUCAUCGGACGCAGGCUUCAUCCGGUUACCGUCGCAUAAUGCCUUUACCAAAAAUUAUAGUGCCUGAUGAUGUAAUGAACUGUAAUGGCCAAACUGAAUGUUGUGAAUCAACUGUGCUGGAUGUGAUAGCACCGGUGUAUUCCAUGGAUCUACCACAAUACAGGGAAAACCAGCCGAUAUCAGAUGACAUGAAGAAGUCAUCUUACGAAUACUCUCCGAAGUUAAACUUAAUCAAUGAGGAAACUUGUCAAAGCAAUAUAAUACAACAACCAUCUAACAUCGAUGGGGAUAAAUUCGUUACAGAAGUACAAAAAGAUAUGUCCCAAAAUAGCAUAGAUUCAUCUUUUCUGCACUCUGAAAAUGGGACGUUCGAUGUCAUAUGUGACGAUUAUAGUAGUUUUCGCAAUAUAGAAAUGAAGAUUGAUCCUUCCCUCAAAUCAGCCUAUGAAUAUAAAGGUACAAGACAAACAGAACCCUCGCAUGAUAAGAAUUUUACGUUAACUGAGAAAGUCGAAAACAGUUUGUCGAACCAAUCGGCUCAAAGGACAACAUUUGAAGAAGCAUCAUUGGAAUCCAGCUUGAGCGUAACGCAGCAAAUUGUUGAAAUAUCAUCGUAUAGUAAAUCUAUGUCCGAGAUGAUGCAAGAGACCCAUAAGUGUUUUUUAUCACUCGUUCGUGACAUUUUUUGCUCUACUCCGGACCAUAGGAUGGCAAUUGAUGAACUCCAACAUAACUUGAAAUUGUGGUUGAGUACACCGAUAUCCACACUUAACGAUUGGUACCAUUUGGUAGAAGAUAAAUGGGAUGUUCUGUUACAGUCAGCAGUUUGGUUUCUCUCUGGGGAAUUCCCUAAUCAGCCUGAUGAUUUUGUUCCAUACAUUGAAUAUAAGGUUCAAUUGAAUAUAUACCAAUGGAUAGGGGCUUCAAGAGACUCGGAUCAUCGAUUAUUAAUUCUUUGCCGCUAUUGGCUUGGAAGAAAACAUGAAAUGGGGAAUUUUCUGUCGAAUCAAUUAGAGGUUUCCAGCUCAAAACAAAAAUGUUUAUUGGCGAAUAAAAACAGCUUUGUUGACGAUGAAGACGGGUCGUCAGAACAAACAAUUUCUCCGCCUCCACCUCGCUUUCCGACUGAUUGGUCAGUAAGAAAAGCAACGGAGACAGAAAUAAUGCUUUUUCGUGAUCAGGAAAAACGUCGCUAUGAAAAUCCGCAUAUGGCUUUUACUUAUAAACAACAUUUUUAUAACAGUGUUGUCGGUCCUGUAAAAGGAAUUUAUACGCAAGUUCCCGGAAUAUCUAAGGCAAGGGGGCAUAACAUGUUGAUCGCUGAUAGACCAAAUUUUGUUACAAUACUAACAUUAGUGCGUGAUGCUACUGCUAGGCUACCUAACGGUGAAGGUACAAGGGCCGACAUCUGCGAACUGCUGAAGUCUUCACAAUAUAUCUCACCUACAGCAACGGAUCAAGUACUUCAAACUAUUGUAAGUGGCGCACUCGAUCGAAUGCAUACCGAGCAUGACCCUUGUGUAAAAUACGAUACAAAGCGAAAAAUUUGGAUUUAUUUACACCGUAAUCGAACUGAAAAAGAGUUUGAACAGCUCCAUCAUCAAUACCAAGGUAUUGCCAAGCACAAAAAAAAUGUUUACCGAAAGAGUAAAUUUAAAGACUCGUCUGAAAUAUCAUUAUCUGAUCCGUACAUCAAGUCUAAUUCUCAAUCAUCAUUUGAAAGUAUGCAUUCAGAAUCGAUAACUGAAUGUAGUAAUAUUUCUCGAAACACAGUUGUAGAUUCUGUAACAUCUGUUAAAUUGUCAACAGAUAGCUCAUAUUCCAGGAGAAGCCCAUCAAUUAAUGCUUUAGAAUCUUCAAUUAUAUCUUCAAAAAUAUUAACAUAUCAGUCAACGAUCUCCGGCGAUGCUUUCGAAGAACUUCAUACAAAUAAAUUAAAACCGGAUGAAGAAAAGGUUCGUAAAGUCUCGUGGAACGGAGAGGUUCCUCUCGAAACAGUAUUAUGUAAUAGUUCUAAAAACCUUCAACAUAUCAAUGAUACUUCACCUUUGCGCAUUAGUUCCACGUGUAAAAUACGUACUUUGCCGCCGUGCAAUGCGCAACCGCAAAUCGAAACUGUGCCAGUUAAACUUGCGACCACUUCAAACGUAAGCAAUCCGCUAUCGGCUAUAAGUACACCUAAUCCAAUAAUACCACGAAAUGGUGCUUCUCUAAAGCCCAUCAUUCUUGAAAGCAUUCCAACUACUGUAUCUGCGAGUAAUAGUUCGACUGAAACCCUACCAUUUAAUGUGGAUGCGACUCCUGGACAUAAUGAAGGAAACCGGUUAAUACAUAAUUUCAUGGUACCUGUUUCUUUCAAUACAGAUAACGUAUCGAACGACAUGUUAAAUCCUCCGAAUUUAUUUUUGGAAUCUAUAAACCAUAGCAAGAACAACAGCAGCUCUAGAACACCCACUCCAGUUGUAUUAAAAUCCUCAUCGCUGCGGCAUACCACAAAUAACAUACCACUUUUGACACAGACCAAAGACAACAUUCGUCUUGUACAUUCAGAUUCUGUUGUGGUAAUGUCAAACAAACAAUUAAAAAAUACAUCAACUAAGGGCGUAAUGCAAAAUGAUUCGGAAGCAACUGUUUCACGAUCGAAAACGGGAAUAAAUAUACAUCCUAUAACGGAUAUGAACAAUACAGUAAGUGUUGCAAAUGUACAACAAUCAAUUUUGACUCCAGCUCAACAGAAACAAAUUUUACAAAACCUACUAGCGCAACAGAAUAAACAGGUUCUGGUACCUAGAUGUCUAACUGGUCUUCAGUCAGUUUACACAAGUACUAAUACGACAUCGUCAAAUUUUAUACGAGGAACAAAAACAGUCGCUAAACAACUUCAUGAGAUGUCUACAUUGGAACUAUCAAACCUGGUAUCAACACCUGCUGUGUUGCUUCAAUCAAUCGACACGGAUGUUGCUAGUUCACACGUUUUUCACAUACGACCUUCAAAUGCUAUAAUUAGUGGUACUACUGAAGCUAACAUAAACAUGCCAAAUGCUACUCAAAAUGAAACAAAACAUAAGCAAAAGUUUCCCAUCUCUAGAUAUACUAUACAGAAUGAUGAGUUAAAAAUUUUACCCAGUAGCAAAGCUGUAGCAAAUCAAAAACCAUCAUCAGUUUUAAUUUCAUCUGUAACAUCAGAAACUGCGAUAACAAGAGCGAUUAAAUCAGCCACAUUUGUAAGCCAACCAGCACUAGGAACCUUGCGAACUUCACUGACUAAUAAUAUAGGACAAAAUGCAAGUCAGGUAACAGGCAAAGUUGUGAAAACUGUAGGCGAUUGUCAAAUUUCAUCACUCGACAGCUUAUUGCCUCAAAAGCGGCUAUCAUCUGAAAUAGGCAUACGUUUUGCUGAACAGAAAACGCAAUCUACUCAUUUAGAAAAUAACUUAACAAAUAUUGACAAAAAUGCUGUUUUAACCAGUAAUUCCAGCAUAAUAUCUGCUGUACCAUCUUUCAAUAAAGAUACGACACAAGUGUUAGUAACCAGCACCGCCAACAAUCUUUUGGGACCCAAAACGGCACAAGUGUGCAAUGCAAACCAGAUUUCAACUGUUGAUGGUAUGACCAUGUUAGGCGAAAAUGAAAAUCGAUUAAAUAAAGACACGUCGUCAAAUACCGAACAUGUCUUUGGGAAAACAACGAGAACGUCGAGAAACAUAGCUACGACAAUUGGUGGUACAAGCUGUAUCAAUUCUCACUCGGAUUUGAGGCUUAUCGAGGAUAAUCCUAUUUUAAUUGCAAGCAAAUCUUCUGUUGAAAUAGAUGCAGUUCAACAAAAAAGCUCCAACAUAGGGUUUCAGAAAGCAAUAUCUCCCAGCAACUUGCUCAACAUUAGAUACAGCGAGCAGACAAAGAAUGUUCAAGGAAAUAUAACAUCUCAGGCUAACAGUUCGGUAUCUCAGAAACUUUUGCUGGGCAAUCAUUUGAUGAAAAUGCGGACGGUGCCAAGACAACACAAUCAAAUGCAAUUAUCAUUUUCUAAACAACCUAGUGGUGAUGUAGCAAUUACUAGUGUGCCCACAUCGGUCCACCAUCUCGCCAACAUAAGUGUAAAAGGAGUAUCGCCCGAUCACCAAGAAAAAUCAUUAUUUAACACAUUAUCAUUGAAAGGAUCCGCAGCGACAUCAGGAGAAGAGACGGUCUCAAAAGUUGGAAUUCGUAUGAAUCAACAAAUGCAACGUGUUGUGCUGGCCAGUCAAGGCAGACAUAUAGUCACGCAACAGAUUAUUGUACCUUCUACCUUUCAAACUGGACCGUUUAAUAUCAAACACCUCAAGGUUAUCCCUGUAAACAGCCAACAAAAAGGAUCAAAAGUAAAUUCUCCAUCGAAUGUAACAGUACCACACAUCAACUCGCCGACUGCAAUUACAGUUAGCAAUGCAGCAGGAGAAACAAGCAGUGAAGAUCAAAAGUAAAUUCUCCAUCGAAUGUAACAGUACCACACAUCAACUCGCCGACUGCAAUUACAGUUAGCAAUGCAGCAGGAGAAACAAGCAGUGAAGUAAUUCCUAUUCAUAAUACUAGUGUUAGUGAUAGUGUUGAUAUGAGCAAUUCAGUCGAGUUGAGUCAUGAUUCAAAUUCUAUGUAAGGAAUACGAUUGUAUGUCGUUUCACGGAAUACUAUUUCCCGGAAUGCUAUUUCCUGGAAAACCAUUUCCCGGAAUGUACCAUUUCCCGGAAUGUGCCAUUUCCCGGAAUAUCGUUUCCCGGAAUCUACCAUUUCCCGGAAUACCACUUUCCGGAAUGUACCAUUUCCCGGAAUACCAUUUCCCGGAACGUACUUUUUCUUGGUAAUUUGUUAUACUAUUAAAGUCUGAAAUUCUUUGAGAACAUUUGGAUUUAGAACUAUGUUUCUUACCAAAUAUUUGUUUGUUUCCCUUCACAGCUUGUCGUUGCUCGCUGAUCGUGUUAGUGAUAAUAAAAAAACAAUUCUCAUGCAUAUAUAAUUUUAUUUGAAAUCAUUAUCAAUCAAUCGAAGGUCUAGAAAACAGCUUAUGCUAAAAAGAAGGCGAAAUCAAAGAAGGUCGUAAUUUCAUUUAAAAUUAAUAACAUUCCAAAAAUAUACUUCGAAAAUUUUAAAGAAGGCAAAUCAAUUCCAUUGUAUUUAUUGUAUUUGAAUCAAUGAAAUUCCAAAUUUAUUUCCAUUGAUUUGGUCUUAUUCCAAAAAAGGCUAAAUCACAUAGAAAUUUUUUAUAUGAAGUGAAAUUUAAAAUAACUGAAGGCGUUUUCAAUGCACUGGUGCUCUAAAAAAACUGUAACUGUAAACUUCAUUUAGAUUACAAUAACAUUCUACUAAUAAUUCCAAAGAAGAAUGCAUAUUUAUAAGAAGGCAGCAUCUCAGACAGAUACAUUUACAAUCUGUAAAAUUUCAAAGGUUCUAGAAAUAUUUAUACCUAAAUUUUAGAAAAUGUUUAUAUGUUUUCGUUAUCUUUUACUUAAUCUUAAUGAAAAUCAAUUAAUGUAUUCAGGGCAGUUUUAGAGUACUACUAAUUGGUUAUCAUAAAAAUGUUUCCAACGACAUGGAAAACAGCCUUUUCAAUUUCAAAGAUGGUGGUCGCAUUUCGAGGCGUUCUAAACUGAACGUUAAGGAUUUACACCAUUCUAGAGUACGGCAUAAGCAUAUUUCAGAUAUUUUUCUAUACGUAAUAAAGAGAUUAAUCAAGAUCCCAAAAGAUGGGAUUCGUAAUCCUAGUUUCAUAUAAUUUGUUCAGCAUUUUCCGGCCAGCACGUUUAAUUUUAAUUCGGGCCCGAAAUCUAUCUCCUGUGAUGUUUGAUCUACUGCCAAAAACUAAAACUUUUAUCCAAUUCCAUAGAACGAUAGCAAGCGGCUUACAUAGGAUUUUUUUCGCUACUUUAAUUUUACGCGAAACGCUGAAAAUGUCAUUAAAAUCAACACCCCAUCAUUUACGUCUUUUAAUUUUAUUGCUUUCGUUUCUCUUAGUCUUAAAUUUGCCGAAAAUAGCCAACAAAAUCGAUACAGACAUCAUUUAUUUAGAAAGAAACUAAAAUCCUUCGCACGUCACUGGAGAAAAUAAUUUUGAAUAUGCUGUGAAUCUACAGUGCUGUAUUAUGCUUUUCACCAUUACCAAGCGACGGAAUCGAUUCAAAACAGUAAAAGGAUUGAAAAUAUACCUUUUUAACUGAAUCCACAAAAUUUGGAACAAAUAUCAGGCAAAAUAUAGAGCCUGUUGGUCAGGAAUUAGACGGUACUGAAUUUAUUCACCUCUUCAUUUCCGGCGGUGGGAAAAUUGGAAAGUAUUUGUUAUUAUUUUAGUACUUAUUUAGUCUAUUGAUAUUCCACCCAAAGGAGUGCUUUUUAUUCCCCACUCGAUUUUUUAAAUCCCCCCAAGUUUAUUUUUGGUUCAAAACCAAAAGUCGUUUAUAAGCUGUUCAUAUAAUGAUCAAUAUAAAUUAAUUUUUCUAACAACGCGGAAUCGAAUGGGUUAAAUCUUUAAAAUGACAGUUUCGCAAUCUUGUCGCUAUCUUUUAGUGAUAAACACAAUAACCACUCAAGAUUAAAAAUUUAAAAAUAUUUUCAAAAAAACUUUUCAUGUUCUAAAGUAGGUAAAAUCUCCUAGAAUACAGUUAGCUACAUAACAAGUCUUCUAAAAAUAAGUUUGGUCGGUGAGGUACGAGGUUUUUAUAUUUUCCGGGAAAUGGUAUUCCGCGAAAUGGUUUUCCGGGAAACGGUUUUCCGGGAAAUGAUACAUUCUGGGAAAUGCUUUUUCGGGAAAUGGUACAUUCCGGGAAAUGACGUACAACCAAAUAAUACUAUUAUAUUAGGAUAUUGCAUAUUUUGUCUACUAGUUAAACACAAAAAGAACUAUAUGAAUAAAAGUUAAUGGUGACAGGUGUCAUGCA